Messenger RNA from Pyricularia oryzae 70-15, 3476 nucleotides. RefSeq lists its product as uncharacterized. The transcript has 2 exons. Bases 929 to 2509 code for a protein of 526 amino acids. The record is from RefSeq and is a predicted model, not a curated record. Lineage: Eukaryota; Fungi; Ascomycota; Sordariomycetes; Magnaporthales; Pyriculariaceae.
GCGUGAGAAGCGAAAAACGUCCUGGUUGGGACGUGUCUUCGUUGUGGGAAGACAGCAGAAGAGGGAGAGAAAGAGAAAAAGAAGAAAGGGACGGGCGGCCCGGAACAGGCUAUUUGGACACCAUCCAAAAAAGACGGGCGCCAAAGCGGACACGGAAAGGACCAAGGGAAACAAACAGACAAGUCGAAGGUAUUUGGGGUGAUUACAUCCUGUUGGAUCUGAUUUCCCAUCCUCGACCUGAUUUCGUACCGACCUCCGAUUACGACGACCCAAAGACAUCGCCAUCAACCGUCAACAUUGUUACCAUCACCCCACGCUCAUUACCCGACAACCUCGAGGUCGUUCGUUCGUUCGUUUAUUUCGAGAAACUGCCCGGAAGCAGAGCAUCAGCCGGACCGACCUGAUUGUUUGCGUUGCGAGGACAACCUUCUCUUUCACACAUUUUUCUCCUUGAUCGAUAUUGAUUGAUUGAUCAAUCUCACCGACGCACGCUACAACAGAGGAACACUCGAAUAGCCAUCGACUGCGCUGAAGCCUGCCAGUACUGCACAGAUCUCGAACAACGAUGAGGACGAGAAGGAGAAUGGACUGCAACCCAAAUCACUCUUUCAUCACAACAUAAACUUCGACACUCGUUUAAACAAACACAGAGAGAAAGGAAGAAAAAUACCACCACUGCUAAACGCUAAAGAAACGGGAUUCAAACCCCAACGACGCUCGCUUACGUGCUUUUUUUUUUGUUCGGAGCCCAGCCUCAAUUGGUUGCGCGGCCUAUCGUAGCCAGCGCCACUUUCUGGUUCGUCCCAACUUGGCUUAAUUGGGCCCAAUACGAACUUUUGGCGGAUCUGGUGAUCCGAACCCUAUAGACGUCACUCGUUUUAUUUUCAGAACUCCGCCACAUUCGCCUUUGGCGCGAAACCCAUCCGCCAUGACGGACCAGGCUCACGGGUCUUCACUCCUUCAGGCCCGUGAAGCUGCGCAUCUGCGCCGUCACACCCACAAUCACAACCGCAUACAUAGGAGGGAGACUGGAGACGAUCACCACCGUCAUUUGCACCAGCACCGCCGUCACCUCCAGCAACACAACCAGCACGUUCGUCCACAUGCGGAUUCACCCAUCACACCGCCGCCAUCCCAACAGCCGCAGCGUCGCCAACUCCCCGACGCUGUGGAGUCGAUCAUUACCGAAGUUGUGCGGACCGUCUCGGUCAUCCAGUAUGUCGACGGAGGUGGUUUACCCGUUGCAAUCUCGACUGUCUUUUCGCCAGCGCUCACCCCGAUUAUCGACCCAAUAACCGACAUCACCGUGGACAAUCCCCUGACCAACUUGCCGUUGCCGACGCUGCCUACGCCACCCGUACCGAAGCUAAGUUCAAGCAGUUCGGCGAGCGGAAAUGGCAGCGGCGGCAGCGUAGGCGUCUCUCCCCCGUUGCAGACGGGUUCCUUGUCAUCGUCCUCGCGAUCGCUUCAUUCGGUGACAGCCACUCCUUCCAGUGCACCGCCGCUGCCUACCACCCGACCAGGCAUUUUCAACUCGACGUCCUCUGCUCGACUCUUCAAUAACACCACCAUUCGGUCUCACUUCUUCAACAGCUCCAGUAUUUCGGCGACGUCUCUAUCAACCUCGACCUUGUCUGAGACCACCAUCACAUCUUCGACGUCAAUAUCCUUGACCUCAACAUCUUUCACCACCUCACGAACGGCUGAUGUAGCGGGCGGCUUCGUUCCCAACGGCGCCAUCCCAUCUCCGACUUCGGCUCCGACUCAUGCAGCUGCCGGACCAGCAUCGGCGCCCCCUCCCACGGAAACAUUGGUAGGUGGUGUCGUAGGCGGCAUCUGCGGCAUGGCGCUUCUUCUUUUUGCCGUUGUCUUCAUCCUUAGGUGGCGCAGACAGCAAAUGGGCAAUCAUAAGAUGCUCGCAGAUGGAACAGGAAAUUCGGGCGAUGGCAGCAAAGGUUUCUCGAGCCGCAUGUCGGAGCGGGGCAUCCCGUUCGCCGUCCCGGCGGCGUUGGCAGCCCUAUCUGGCAAGAAGGCGAUAGCUCCCGCCGAGGGUGAGGAGCGAGGCUUUGUGCGCGUCUCGGGCCGCAAGCUCCCCUCGGUACUGCACCAUGGCGGCGACGGCUACACGAACCCCUUCUCGGAUCCGCGAGAUAGCACCAUAUCGGGCGGCGACCAGUCCAUCAUGUACCGCGACUCGCAGAUGUUCUUCUCCCCGCCGCUCGGCAGUGGGCCCGAUUCUGGUUUCUCGCCCGGAGGAAGCAGACUCAAGCUGGGUUCGCCAAUGCGGCCGGAGAGUGGCAUCCCCGUAAUACAGCCCGGGCCGGCCCGCACCCCUGUCCAAGAGGGCAUCCCCGCAUUCCCGGUAUCCCCUCCCACCACUACGGCAUUGAGGCCUCCUCCAUCACCGCUUCCGAAUCAGCGAGACCCCUUGGGGCGCAGCCAUCCGUCUCAAGACGGGUCUCGCGCUUCAAGGCUGUCACAGUCUCGAUUCACUGAGAACAUGGCCUAACGGCGUGGCACACAUGGGCUACGUCGAGAGGAGAGCUGCAGCAAAGCGUACACAAUAUAUCAAGCGUUGAUCUUUUGAAUUUCUUCGAAUUUCUCUUUAUGCCUUCAUUUCCUUUGUCGUGCGCAUAUACCUCUCACAGUUUUUGUGUCUAUAUCAGCACCACUUGGGGCCCAAAAUUUUACAUAAUGUCUGGAAUGCUUUUUUUGACCAUUUAAAAAAACCACAUGUCAGACGCCAAUAACAAACACCCUUACUUGGAUCAUUCUCCUUUGAAAGGGCUUUUGUUUUUUUCGUUUCUGUUCUAUGACAAGAAACUUGGAAACUGCCCAAUCUCGAAGCAUUUGGGCUGGCGUUCUCCCCUUUUUUGGUUGUUCAUCUCUUGAUUCAAUUCUAUUUGGUCCUAGGACAAUUUAUAUCAAGGGAUCUCUUUUCGUUUUUUUCUCUUCCUUUCAUUACCUUUCUCCUCAGCCUGGAUAGUCCUCGCUGGGUAAAAAAAAAUGUCUUGGUUUUCUUGUUUUCUUUUUUUUCUUCUUUUCUUUGUUCCUUUUUCUCUCUUGUGAUAUUGGGAGGAAAUCAAUGCUAAAAAAGUCAAAAAAGAAAAGAUAAAAAAAGGCAUUUUUUUGCGAGGAAGGGACCUCUUUUUUACCCUUGUUUUUGUCUCCCCCUUUUGUGUACAUAGGUCUCUGGUGACUAUUGUCAUACCAGCGAGGUUUCACAGGCAAUGAAAGAACUGGUGGAGGAUAAGCGGUGGAGGAUGGGCGAGUGGUUACUGUCCUGUCUUCCCUUUGUUCCAGAGGUUGAGGAGGGUGAGAAUAUACUAGGUCUAAUUCGAGUUGAUCUCAAUGAGGCUGUAUUGUCCUCUCCCAGUCUACCUGAUCUCGAUGUGCCGGUUUCUACCAAAACUAGGUUCCGAAUCAAGCCUGCAAAAUCAUCUACGUCUGUUCUCCUCAACUUACAAGUGUCAUGU